Molecule: messenger RNA, 4207 nt
Organism: Nasonia vitripennis (jewel wasp)
Lineage: Eukaryota; Metazoa; Arthropoda; Insecta; Hymenoptera; Pteromalidae
Gene: twf
Product: twinfilin
Exons: 5
Coding region: 177-1223 (348 amino acids)
Biological process (GO): barbed-end actin filament capping; positive regulation of neuron projection development; actin filament depolymerization
Cellular component (GO): myofibril; cytoplasm; actin filament
Molecular function (GO): actin filament binding; actin monomer binding
Source: RefSeq, a predicted model, not a curated record
CAAUCGCUCGGUGGCGCUGCUCUCUCCGCUCUCCGCGCAUACAGCAGUUCAGUCGCUCGUACUCGACUGGGCUGGACCGUGUGUCAAAAAAAGGAGGAAGGGAAAAUAAUAGAGGUGUAUAACGGGGCGCCCGAGGCACACGGCAACAGGCCAGAAGAUAUCCGAAGAGGAGCAAGAUGUCACACCAGACGGGAAUCAAGGCCAACGAUGCGCUCAAGAAGAUCUUCGCCAAGUGCAGGGACGGCAAGAUACGCGUUCUCAAGGUCUCCAUCGAGAACGAGGAACUGGCCCCUUCCACCUCGUCGAAACCUGUUGGAAAAUGGCAAAACGAUUAUGACAAGUUGAUCAAGCCACUGAUCGAGGAAAAUCAGCCGGCCUACAUUCUCUAUCGCCUUGAUACCAAGUCUCCUGAUUCUGGCUACGACUGGCUACUUAUAUCCUGGUCUCCGGAUACUGCUCCGGUCCGACAGAAGAUGCUGUAUGCCUCGACUAAAGCCACGCUUAAGCAAGAAUUUGGAUCAGCAUCUAUAAAAGAGGAACUCCAUGGAACUGUACCUGAAGAUAUUAGCCUAGAUGGAUAUCACAGACACAAAAGAAACGACGCAGCUCCAGCUCCCCUAACUACUGCCGAAGAAGAACUUGCUGAACUGAAGAAGACUACUGUUCAUACUGACUAUAGUGUUGAGACUAGACAUCAGACUUUGAGUGGUGUUGCCUUUCCUGUAACGGACGAAGCUAAGCAGGCAAUAACAGAUUUGGGAAAAGGUGUUCAUGAAUACGUACAAUUAAAGAUUGAUACAGAGGAGGAGAAAAUACACUUAGUGAUGGCGGGUGAGGUUUCCUUAGACAAAUUACCAACAAAAGUACCUUCAGAUUCUGCUAGAUAUCACUUGUACAACUUCAAGCAUACCCAUGAAGGAGAUUAUAUAGAGGCUAUAGUCUUCAUAUACAGUAUGCCUGGCUACAGCUGUACUAUAAGAGAAAGAAUGUUGUAUUCAUCGUGUAAGGCUCCAUUACUGGAGCUCAUUCAAUCCUUAGGAGUGACAAUAGCAAAAAAGUUGGAAGUGACUAGCGGCGAAGAGUUAGCUGACAUGUUGGAAGACCCGCCGGUGAUAAAAGGGACGGGCACAUCGACGCCGGCGACACCGUCGACUCCUUGUGCCCCGCCGAACACAAUAAUCCAAAAGAAAUCGAAGCCGAAGCGAUCCUGCGUUUUAAGUUAACAGGCCUAAUAUUAACUCGUUGCCAAUUGCGUCUCCCUCCAAGAGAGAAGAGACUCUAAUAAAACUGUUCUCGAUAUGUAUUUACCAAAUGAGAGCGAUUGAAAAAAAAAAGGGGAAAAAAAGAAUUAACGAAUAACGACAGAAAGAAAGAAAAAAAAAAUGAUGAUAUCGUCCAGAAUUUCGGAUUUCGAGCUUGUGAUAUAACGCGAAUCUAAUUCUCAGAUUAUAUUUAAAAAUGACAGCCUCCGAGGAGGUCGUAUUUUUCUGAAUCACACAAAUUCCCAAGUUGAUAAUAUAUAGAAAUAGUCGAGCAAAGUAAUACGUAUUGCAGUAAAGUGUAAUAAUAGAAGAGGUAGAGAUCUAAAUAAUAACAGUGUAUUUUUCUAAAUUUUCGAUGAUAGUAUUCUUUGGCAGUGAAAAAUCUAUUGACUCUUAUAUUUCAAAACAAAUCUUUAUAUAAUAACAGCCACAUCUUUGCUUUGUGCGAGAGCCGAUGGAAGGACAAGGAAAUUAUAAUUUAGAGAAUAUAAGAAAGUAGUUAUUUUUAAGGAGAAACCUGGAAAAUACUUGGAAAUCCAUAUAAACGGUGAUAUUAUUACGAGAUCCUGUGUGUGUAAGUCGACUAGAAUUAAUAGGCUUAGGAAAAGUCAGUUUUUAUUUUGUUGUGAGAUUUGUAAGUUUCUAUCUCGGCCCAGUCGUCCGACUCGCCUCGAAGUUAAGUCCUUUGCACGAGUUAUCUAGUAUUAGUUUCUCUUAUCAUAUGAUAAUCGCAUAUUGUUUCCUAUGUUUGCUGUCAAUCGAACGUUAUCCACGUUUUUAUUAUAAAUAUACACCUUAUUUUUUUCGCACAAAACUAAACGUAUACGCCAGUGCCGUCGCAGAUCGUACAAAAUUUUCGUUCGCGGCAAAACUUUACCUUUGCUCGGCGAACAGAAUUUCAAUGACAAAAGUUAACGGAAAGUCUAGCGCACUGCCUCUCUAAUUAGUUCCUAGUCUUAAAAAAAAAAACGUGAUAUAUAUACUUAUACGUAUAAGUUACGGGUACACGUGGUACUCGUUGAUACUUUCAACGUUAAAACAAAGGCUUAAGUCGAGUUCGACGUCGGACCUUGAUAUAUAUUGUACGUGUACGAAUUCGCUGCUGAGGACAGUUGAGUGAAGGACAGGUUGAGAGGUGUUCGUAAUAUAAUAUAUUCAAAGACCAAUUGUAUCUUUUAAUCUCAAAAAUUUGAUUUCCCGCGCGAAAAUUCGAUCGAGCGUUCUAAAAACCAAACGAUUUAGAGAAUAAGUGACUUUUUUAAUAUUUAGAAGAAAAUGCGAAAUUUCCAAAGAUACGAUAUUAUGAAACGUCCGUUUCGAUUUUAAACAAUAAAUGUACGAGUACUUUGAGAUUACAGAAUGAUUGUUCUUUUAAAAGUCGACCGAUAUUAUCAAUAUAUAUUAUUAUUUCAUCAGUAUAGUUUUUGGUGAAAUGCUGUUUAUGUGAUGAAGAAAAAAAAAUAUGGCUAAACAGUUAGGACUAUAUCUAAAAUGCUUGAAGUACUGUAAUCUGCACUUGCCUAUUUUCUCUGUAGGCACUAAUAAUAAACUUAUAGAUACUGCCUAGAAAAAAAUACGCUUCACACACGGAACAAACAAAAGUGACAUUUGAUCAACUGAUGAGUUAAAUUCAGUUUCGGUAAACGCGAUUCUUGGAAUCCCGACGAUUGAUGAUGACGAUUUAUUUUUGUAAGACUACAAGAUUUACGAUGUGAACAGUUCACGUAUUUUUUAAAUGAAAAUUACUCUAUGACUACAUACUGACAGUACACGUUUAGAACAAUAAAUGAUAAAAAAAGUAAAAAUUAGGAUUUUAUCUUUGAUGACUUGAUAUUUGCGAAUGAGUCGUAAAAAUAAUUAAAUGUUUAGCUGGGGAUUCAAUUCAGAAUUGAAUGCAAAGUCUUACCAUAUUUUCUGAGAAUCGCCUUUCACGAACGAUUAAAAAUGCUCAAAAAAUGUAUUCCAAAGAGAAAACUCGUUGUUUUCAGAACAAUUUUUUUUUUAAUUAUUUUUGUUUUUUAUAAACUAUCACGUUUAGUGAUGCUCUUCACGAUGUUAUUCAAGCAUAUUAAGUAUAUAGGUAUAUGUAUGUAUAUUGUUUCCAAUGCCAAUGUAAAAAUGAUAUAUGACAGUGGGAAAUCGUAAUGUUUAAGACUGAUACUGGCAGUUUUCCACUUACUUUAAGCUUUUUAUGAUAUAUAAUGUUUAAGUUGUAUUAAUUAUACCCUUAUGAGCUUGUAGGAGAACUUACUAACAUUCCAGAUCUGUGAAAUAGAAAUAAGAAUGAGUGUUUCGAGAAUUACUUUUAAUCGUUGCUAUUUUUGCGCUUUUACCGAUUUUCGUUUUUGAAGUUGCUAUGCCGCUUUCUUCCCUUACAAUUAACUCAUUCGUAUUUCUUUGUGGAAAGCUUUUAAAGUAGGUGGAAAAACCAAAAGGUAGCCAUAUAAAGAAUGUGAAAUUAAAGAGGCAUUCUCUAUUUUGUGUGAUCUGUAUUUUUUUAAUAAUAGCUUUUUAUAUAUAACUCAAAGUUUUAAAUCCAUUGGUAGUUUUCCAACUAAACCGAAGCAAACUUCCCAUUGUAAAUGUCACGCAGAAGUAGAUAUUUCAAUUAAAACGAAUGAUUUUUUCUGAUUGAACACGAAUUAACGUUGAUGAUUUUUGUAAUAAUAAGUCAGCGCAUUUGAUUGCCUGGGGCUGAAUUAUUUUUAUUUUGACGAGAGCGACGUUUGCUCCAGGCCUAUUAUGUAACCAGUUUUACACUUGUUUAUCAAGGAACCGUUAUUUAUGUGUAACGAGACGAGCAGAGUUCUGUUAAUAAUAUAGAUAUGUAGGAUUUCAUCAGUUAAGGAAGCAUUGUGAAUGAAGAUUUAAUUGUAUAUCUUGCCAACGAUACAUCUAGUAUCAAAAGUAUAAUAAAAAGCUAUGCCAUAAAACUGUAAGAAGAA